Molecule: messenger RNA, 1008 nt
Organism: Cucurbita pepo subsp. pepo (vegetable marrow)
Lineage: Eukaryota; Viridiplantae; Streptophyta; Magnoliopsida; Cucurbitales; Cucurbitaceae
Gene: EXPA20
Product: expansin A20
Biological process (GO): plant-type cell wall organization
Cellular component (GO): extracellular region
Source: RefSeq, a predicted model, not a curated record
GAGAAGCCUGCUUCAUUUCAGCGAGAAAUUAGGGGAAUGAUGAAAAAGAAGGCUGGGAGGGGCUUUUCUUAAAGGAGGAACAAAAAAUUCAAAAGGAAAUAUACCUCAUUUUAGGUAUACAUACUGCACAGGCUUCUUCAAGACCUUAUAUUCUUCUUUAAUGGCUGCCUUUGUAGCUGUAGUAAUCUACUUGGUUCUUCUGCAAACACCCAAUCUCUUUGCGGCUAAGGAUGAAGAGUGGAAAUCUGCUACUGCAACAUACUCCAAAGAAACAGAUGGGUCCAUUGUUACAGAAGGUGCAUGUGGAUAUGGAGAUCUGCAUAAAAUUAGCUAUGGAAAAUAUAGCGCAGGAUUGAGUAGCAUGUUGUUUAAUAGAGGGAGUACCUGUGGAGCUUGCUAUGAGCUUAGAUGUGUUGACCACAUCUUGUGGUGCUUGCAAGGAAGCCCGACCGUCGUUCUAACAGCCACCGACUUCUGUCCUCCAAAUUACGGCCUAUCUUCCGAUUAUGGUGGUUGGUGUAAUUUUCCUAAAGAACAUUUUGAGAUGUCAGAGGCAGCAUUUGCUGAAAUAUCAGAGAAAAAAGCAGAUAUUGUGCCAGUUCAAUAUAGGAGGACGAGGUGUGAUCGAAGCGGUGGAUUGAGGUUCACGGUUAGUGGAAAUUCUCGUUUCUUUCAAGUUCUGAUUACUAAUGUUGGGAUGGAUGGUGAAUUAGUGGCAGUGAAGGUAAAAGGAUCAAGAACAGGAUGGAUACCACUUGCAAGGAACUGGGGACAGAACUGGCAAAGCAAUGUCAAUCUUCAUGGGCAACCUCUCUCGUUCGAAGUUACCUCUAGCAGUGGAAGAACACUUACUUCCUACAGCGUUGCACCUGCAAACUGGCAGUUUGGGCAGACAUUUGAAGGAAAACAAUUUUGAAAUUGUUAUGUAAUUAAGGAAUCUAAAUCGAAACUAGAAACUUGAACAUAAGGAUACCGGCAUGUUAAACCUCGAGAUUAUCAUAUCAGAGU